Molecule: messenger RNA, 1626 nt
Organism: Fusarium oxysporum Fo47
Lineage: Eukaryota; Fungi; Ascomycota; Sordariomycetes; Hypocreales; Nectriaceae
Product: major facilitator superfamily domain-containing protein
Exons: 3
Coding region: 1-1626 (541 amino acids)
Biological process (GO): transmembrane transport
Molecular function (GO): transmembrane transporter activity
Source: RefSeq, a predicted model, not a curated record
AUGGCUGCUAAGAACGAAUACUCAGAGCACACGGAAGAACCUGAUAAAAGGUCCAAUGCACCGUCGGGUCACGCAGAAGGGAAUGCACUUCUUGUUGAUGCUCAUGGCCAUAUCAGACGGCUUCCAGUUCCUUCAAACAACCCCAAUGACCCACUUAAUUGGAAACCCUGGCAGAAAUGGGCGGUGAUUGGGACCUGUUGCUGGUUCUCCGUUAUGGGCUUGGCAUUGGCUGGCGGCCUGGGAGCAAUUUUGUCGGUCUUCUUCCAGCUCUACGGACCACAAGGAUAUGGCCCUUCUGACGUCGCAUUUCUCCUGACUCUGCCAUCUCUUUGUAUUGGUCUAGUAGCACUGGCAUACGGCCGACGACCUGUCUUCCUGAUCUCGACUAUUAUCCUUCUCGCCGCAACAAUAGGCUCAGCGGCCCAGAACAGCUACAAUGGCCAUCUUGCAAGCCGUGUCAUGCAAGGCCUUGCCACCGGUGCUUCUGAGUCUCUGCUACCGCUGAUGCUCACAGAAGUCACUUUUCUUCAUGAGCGUGGGCGUGUUUUUGGCUUGUACUGGACUGUCCAGAAUGUCCUUAGCAGCUUGAUGAACCUAACCAGCAGUUAUGAAACUGCAGCUCUUGGCUGGCGAUGGUACUACUGGGUAUUCGCUAUACUUGUAGGCGCCGGCCUGGUCCUAGCCUGUCUUUUCGGGUUCGAAACUCGAUUCCAGAGACCAGUUGUCAGUCUCGAUGGAAGGGCUGUCAUGACAGAUGACUUUGGGGUCACUCAUGUUGUUCCGGACAGCGAGGCUCAGGAGUAUCUCGAGCGCCACGGCAUCGAAGACCGGCGAGGAGAAGACGCCGAAGUGCCUCUGAAGAGUUAUUCUCAGCUUCUGAAGCCAUGGGGUAGUUCUCAUAAAACACCCGGAAAGGUCAUGUUACUGUCAUUGCUGCGUAUGGCACAGAGCAUGACUUCUCCAGCCAUCCUCUUCACUGUUCUUGCCAGCUCUAUCACUCUCGCUUGCGUGGUAGAUGUUUCACUUACCUAUGAUGCCGUCCUUCAGCAAUAUGGAUGGGAUCCUAAAGAUAUUGGACUCAUCAAUCUUGGUGGUAUCAUCGGUGGCUUGCUAGGUGCUGCUUACUGUACCUUACUGGGUGAGCCUUUCAUUAUAUGGAUGGCCAAACGGAAUCACGGUAUCCACAAGCCUGAGCGCAGACUAAUCAUCUUGAUACCUGUGGCUAUACUCGGUUUCUCAAUGCUUAUUCUCUAUGGGUUCAUGGCAACAGCAGCAUUUGAAGGUGGCGGUUCGUAUUGGGGUAUUCUGGUUAGUUGGACGCUCUUCCAAGUGACAUUUACCAGCGUCCUCAUUGUCACAACCACAUUCGCUGCUGAAGCUAGUCCUAAGCACCCGGGACCCGCUCUUGUUAUGGUUAUUGGAACCAAGAACAUUGUGUCAUUUGGUGUUGCAUACGGACUAACAGACAUGGUGCAACACGGAGGUUACACAUGGACAUUUGGGGUGCUGGCUGGCAUCUUUGGGGCUAUUUUUAUCCUUGGAAUUCCUAUCUACAUGCUUAACCCGAAAUGGAGGAGAUAUGUUACAAGGGCUGAGGAGAAAAGGGGUAUCACUACUACAGACUAA